UUAGUUUAGAAUGGUCCAGGUCUCAAUCCGCAAGAUGGCGACGAUGUGGCGUAAUGCGUUGCGAGCUGGCAACUUUUUCACUCGUUUUUCCCAACUCAGCGGAUCAAAAGUAGCUCAAGCUGGCACAAGAUCAUGUAGCCAGUAUGUGAAAAUAGACGAUGAUCUUUACGGGCUCACAGAAGACCAGAAACAGCUGAGAGAGGCAGUGUUUAGGUUCUCCCAAGAAGAGCUGGCACCCUUGGCAGAUGAGAUUGACAAGAACAAUGACUUCCCAGGAAUCCGAGAGUUCUGGAAGAAGCUAGGAGAUAUGGGACUGUUGGGCAUGACUGUACCAACCGAAUAUGGAGGAACAGGUAUGGGUUACCUGGACCACUGCCUCGCUAUGGAGGAAAUAUCCCGUGCCAGUGGUGCCAUCGGCCUCAGCUACGGAGCACAUUCCAACCUGUGUGUCAACCAACUCGUCAGGAAUGGUAAUGAGGAACAGAAGGCCAAAUAUCUGCCUAAGUUGAUCAGUGGUGAACACUUUGGCGCACUGGCCAUGUCAGAGGCCAAUGCAGGGUCAGAUGUGGUUUCCAUGAGAACCAAAGCAGAGAAACAUGGUGACUACUAUGUUCUAAAUGGUACAAAGUUCUGGAUCACCAAUGGUCCUGACGCAGACACCCUGGUGGUGUAUGCUAAAACUGAGCCUCAUGCCGACAAGCCUCAACAUGGGGUCACUGCGUUCAUCAUAGAGAGGGGUAUGGAAGGGUUCAGUACAUCCCCAAAGCUGGAUAAGUUGGGGAUGAGAGGCUCCAACACCUGUGAGCUGGUGUUUGAAGACUGCAAGGUGCCAGCCUCCAAUAUUUUGGGAGGGCUUAACAGAGGGAUAUAUGUGCUGUUCUCUGGUUUGGACAUUGAGAGAGCACUUGGGGGUGCUGGCUGUUUAGGAGUGAUGCAGUCUGUGUUGGAUGUGACUGUACCAUACUUACACACCAGGGAGGCCUUUGGACAGAAGAUAGGAACCUUCCAGAUGAUGCAGGGAAAGAUGGCCGACAUGUACACCCAACUGAGUGUGUGUAGGUCGUAUGUGUACAACGUUGCCAGGGCAUUGGACAGGGGAUGUAUCAUUCCUAAGGACUGUGCUGGGGCUAUCCUGUUUGCUGCUGAGUGUGCCACUAAAGUGGCACUUGAUGGGAUCCAGUGUCUCGGUGGAAAUGGUUACGUCAACGACUACCCCACCGGUCGCUUCCUGAGAGACGCUAAGCUGUACGAGAUCGGUGCAGGCACGAGCGAGGUGCGAAGGCUCAUCAUUGGCCGCGCCUUUAAUGCGGAGUACGGCGUGUCAGACAGAGAACAGCAGAAGCCCAAGAAGGAGACACAGAAGGGUCAACACUCUGCUGCACAGUGAGAGAUGAUGGGAUGUCCAGCCUGCAGCAGGAAACAAGGGUGCUGUGCCACCAUGCCCUGACCAUGCUCCCCCUUACCAUUCAUCAAUGAUGCGACUUGGUCACAAUUUCGGGAGACUUUAGAAUAUGAUUUGCAUUAAAAAAUAUUAAAACUCCUCACUAUGAAAGUGUACCCCCCUCCAUAACUUGGUUGUUCCACUCCAUCGCAUUGCUCAAGGCAAGGCAAUUAACAAAACGCUCAACAAUCUUUAUUAUGUGAGUGAUCCGUGAUCAAUGGUCUUCCUGAGUUAUCUUGCAAUGAUAUGUAAAGGGAGCCAACAGUGGCCACGAUGGUUUUGAAAUCCACUCGAAAUGUAACAGCACAUGCAUGUUGUGAUCAUUGCUCACAAAUAUCAGUUUCUUCAGUAUCAGUGUGGGUUUAUUGUCCUUAAACUAGCACACAAGUAAGUAUUUAGGGCCAGAUACACUGUGUCUUUUUUAAAGGUUAGAAAGUUGUGCAGGUGGUAUAGCAAAGUAGUAUCUUCUCAUUAAACUCUCAGUUUUUAUUCAAUUAAAUUAGAAUGGAUUUUGGUUGCAGUUCUGUCAGAUAUAUCAUGAUUGUACAGAAAUAUAUUUUCUGCUGACAAAGUACUUCAAUGUAAAUAGAGGUAGAAACGUCCCAGUAUGCAGAUUAGUAUUACCUUGUGACAUAGUGGUAAUCAAUGCUAACUAACACUUGGAAAGUGAAGUGAAAAUUAAAGUCUUAACAGUUUAUUUUCUGUAGGUAAAGUUGGUCUUGUAAGAUGGUGAAGAAUAAGUUUACAUAUACAUUUAUAUUUACAUUUAGUCAAUUCCCUGUCAUUGAAGCACCUGUGAUACAUGUAUCUACUAAUGACUUCUUUGACACAGUCCUUUCUAUUUCCUUCAGUAUACUUAAUACUUUUUAUUGUUUGCAGCUUGUGAUGCUACCUAACUGUUUUAGAAGACUUGGAAAGGUACAUGUCACUUUGGCUGCUUGGUGCCCUUCGUUUGAAUUGAAACUUGAAAGUUCUUUUUCUGUUGAACGCACAUGACUGCCAUUUCAUGUAUAAUAUAUUUGAAUGAAAUACAUUGAAACUCAAACAUG
This is a messenger RNA of Branchiostoma floridae (Florida lancelet), 2490 nucleotides long. RefSeq names its product isovaleryl-CoA dehydrogenase, mitochondrial-like. The transcript has 12 exons. Gene Ontology annotation, biological process: L-leucine catabolic process. The record is from RefSeq and is a predicted model, not a curated record. Gene Ontology annotation, cellular component: mitochondrion. The coding region runs from base 11 to 1387 and encodes 458 amino acids. Gene Ontology annotation, molecular function: 3-methylbutanoyl-CoA dehydrogenase activity; flavin adenine dinucleotide binding. Lineage: Eukaryota; Metazoa; Chordata; Leptocardii; Amphioxiformes; Branchiostomatidae.